CUGAAAGCUGGAACUUAAACCGGAUGUAGUUACGUGUUGAACCAGGAAGUUGUUUCAUGCCCUCAAUGUGACUUCUGAUGUAAGAGGCUCCUGUUCUGCAAACAUGCUACUGACAUCGGUAAACUUGGCCAAGAGCAAAUCAAAGACACUUCUGGUCCAGAUGAUGAGUGCGGCCGGGACGGGGUACUGCUUUAACACUAAGAGGAACAGGCUGCGGGAGAAGCUGGUGCUGAGGAAACAUGACCCCAAAGUGAACAAGCACGUCCUUUUCUUUGAGAAGAAGAAGAUCCGCUCCAUCUAAAGCAGGAAAUCAUCAAACACAGGCUUUGAUUCAGUAUAAGUGGAUCUCUUUGAAAGAAUUCCUGAAUCUUUGUAACAGGAGAACUGGUUUAAACAUCUUCUUUUUAUCAUCCCAGUCUAAAAAGAGUGUCAGUGUCAAAUCAAAGAGAACAAAUAAUUUAAGGGGGGGCAGUAAGAAAGCUGUUCAAGGUGACAUGUGUAAAAAAAAAAAAAGAAAAACCCUAAACCGUGUUAAAAUGAAAAAAGUACUGGUUUGUAUCAUCAUUCAUAGUGUCUUGAUACACUGCACUGUGGUUUAUUAAAGUAUGUGAAAACAAAUGUAAAAUGCAACAUAA
This is a messenger RNA of Acipenser ruthenus (sterlet), 635 nucleotides long. Its product is annotated as large ribosomal subunit protein bL33m-like. NCBI's taxonomy places the organism in Eukaryota, Metazoa, Chordata, Actinopteri, Acipenseriformes, Acipenseridae. Gene Ontology annotation, molecular function: structural constituent of ribosome. The coding region runs from base 104 to 301 and encodes 65 amino acids. Gene Ontology annotation, biological process: translation. Gene Ontology annotation, cellular component: ribosome; mitochondrion. The transcript has 4 exons. The record is from RefSeq and is a predicted model, not a curated record.